Bursaphelenchus xylophilus (pine wood nematode) is the source of this 2242-nucleotide messenger RNA. NCBI's taxonomy places the organism in Eukaryota, Metazoa, Nematoda, Chromadorea, Rhabditida, Aphelenchoididae. The record is from the annotation of a GenBank genome assembly.
AUGGCCAAACCGAACGCUCUGAUGGGAAGGCCGUGGGAGAAAAGUGUCAGGAAAGCCGGGUUCAUCGGUGAGUUGCAAAAUAAAUUGUGGUCCUAUUACAGUAACCAAAAAAUUACAUAAUAUUAUAAUUUUACCAUAAAAAAAUUUUUACGGUUUUAUUUUUCACUGCCUAAACCAACAUUUUUCAGCAAUAUGUGUCUGUUUUGGCCUCGCAAUCCCCCUGAUAUUUCUCUGGAACAGCGAAAAGAUUGGGGAACAGACUCUGACCAAAGUAAACAUCGGAUCCACGGAAAUCAUCGGCCGGAAACUUCAGAUGACCGAAGGCGAUUACUUCACGGGUAUAAAAUACGGCGAUGCCGAGAGGUUCGGAGACCCGAAACUGAGUCCACUCGACAAUCCGACGGUUGCGACAUUCUGGCCAAAAGACUGUUUUGGAAAACAAAAUAAAAAAGGGGCCGAGGACUGCCUUUAUCUAAAUUUAUAUCGAUGCAGAGGAGUGGUGAGUGAUGACAAAAGAAUGUUGUAUGAGGAACUGAUUGAGGUUCAUUAAAUUUGGCCUAGAAUUUUGAAGUAAAUGCAUACCUUAGCUCUUCUCAUUUUCCAUAGCCCCUAAAAAAUGUGCAAAACACAAAUUUUGCUUCAUUUUCAGACCAAAUCCGAUCCUCUGCCAGUGCUAGUCCUCAUCAAUGUGGGUCCAAACACCCAGAACCUCGACCCGACUUUGCUGACACGCAUCUUGGCUUGCCGUGGGAUGAUUAUUGCUACAAUUGGCUACAGGAAAGGUGGAAUGGGACAAUUCAACCUCAAAAACGAAACUGAUUACACUCCCCCGGCUGUCAAGGAUGUGGAAUUGGCUUUGAAAUGGAUCAAAGACAUUAUCCAUGCCUUUCAUGGGGAUCCAAAUAAAGUUACCGUAUUCGGAGCUGGCCAUGGAGGGAAAGUGGUCGAAUUUAUGAGCAAAGACCCGAGAAAAGGUAGGGGAAAAGGCAAAAAUAUGGAUUUCUACACUGUAAAAUCGUAUUUUCCGAGUGUCUCAUUGUUUGAUAAUACAUAUUAAACUUUGAAAACUUUAAGUAAAAAGUAAUGUUUUAGCCAAUGUGAUGUAAUAUUAUUUUAGAUCCCCUAUUCCAACAAGUGAUCCAAACUCAGUCCGCUCUCGAGCUUCCAACCCUAUUCAGACCAAUCAACGAAUUCGUCAAGGAAAAUAGCCUCAUGCUAGCUCAGAAAUUAAACUGCACUUCAAUUACCUCGAUGAAUAAUACGACAGAAACCGAGGCCGAUCAAGCUCUACGAUGUCUGAGGAGGGUGGAUCGGAAGGUAAACACUUAAUAUCUACGAGAUCUGAGCUUAAUUUAUUUUACUUUGUAUAUCAACUUCUAAAAUUUAUAUUAUUUUAGUUGCACUUUGAUUCAAUUUAGUUCUUUUAGCAAUUGCACGAUCAAUUAAAGACUCUGGACAUCAGAGGAGACGAUUGGCCGUUAGAUCAGAGCGCUUUCUACACCAAUGGACGCUUAAUUAAGCAAAGGUACCUCCCAACUUUACUCGGAUCUUGUUUUUGGAACCCAAAAAAUAACAAAAAUGAUACAAAGGUGCUGGAAGACAGCCUCAGAGAAGUUUUAGUGGACUUGCCCGACUUCAAAGAGUUUCUUUACAAGCAAGAGAUCGUAGAAUAUUAUGUGGAACAAUUUGGGGGAAAGACAGGUCUGGAACAAGCAAUGAAGCAGGUAAAAAUUAUACAAAUCAUCACAUUUUUAGUCAUCCAAAUUCUGAAAAAUCUCAUUUCAGAUAAGAUUUGACUUCCACACAUUAUCAGGGCUACUUUUGAGAGCUUUGGAGGGCGAAACGACCACCCAUUACUUCCACUCGACCGGAUUUUGUAUCGAAAAUCUUCUUUUCAACUCAAAUAAUGACCAUCGCAAUGUGAAGGCGCAACAUUUCUUCGCUGAUGCGGUCGCCAGCUUUGUCCAUACGGGGUCAGAUAGCAUUUCCUUUUACGAAAUCACUUCGUUUCUCAUUUCAUACAACAUUUUUAUAUAAUACUAGACAAUAAUCUCGAUAUUUUAGCGAUCCCAACCCUCCGAAUAAUCCGUUCUGGCCUCGUUUUGUUACAAACUCCACAGCGACCAUAUUAUCGAUGAGUGAUAAAGGAUUUGUCGUUAGUCGGAACCCCUUUCCGCUCAUCACCAACUUCUGGUUAUGCAAAAUGGCUCAAUUUACCGGCCUCAAUCCUAUCUGCGGUUAA